ACACCCAAGAUGGCGUCUAAUCAUAAACACUCCUGUUCGAUUUGUUUGGAUGAUUUUACACAACCCAAGAUACUUCCAUGUUUUCACACUUUUUGUCAAGACUGUCUGGAUGGUCAUAUCAAGGUACAUACUCAUCUCAACAAGUUCAACUGCCCAAUUUGCAGAACAGAGACGGAAGUUCCCAAGGGUGGAGCCAGUGGAUUUACAACAAAUUUCUACAUCGAAGACAUCGACAAUCAACAGACAUGUCCAAAGCAUAAGAAAUUGUUGUUAGACUUGUAUUGCCGUGAUUGUUCAACACCUAUUUGCUAUAAAUGUAAUGUGAUUGGCCAUGAAAAUCACAAGAAAGCUGACCUGGACGAAGUCGGCAUAGAAGCUAGAGAAAAGCUGGCAACAUUGAAACAGAAAUUAGAAAAGGAGGUUAAAGAAAUACUGUCAUUUACUCAUACUUUAACCAAAGAAAUAACCAAUAUCAACAAUUCAGCUGCUAGAGCCUGCGAUGAUGUUGAUAAACAAGUGAAGAAGAUCUGUAGUGCAGCGAUAAAACAGGGCGAGGAUGUAAAACAGGAAGUCAUUAAAAUACGAGAUGAAGAAUGUGAAAAGCUCCGGAAAUUACAGGAAGAGUUCAACAAAUUCGAAAAUCAACUCCAGACCAGUGUACAAUGUUCCGAUGAUGCUUUAAAGAGGGAGGCUACCAUUCCAGUUCUAGAUAUUUUACACAAAGUCCAAACAUUAGCAGAUCACCACGCAUCUAGAAGUCUCGAUUAUCCGGAAAUACGAUAUCCAGAUUUCCCAAUGGUAGACAUUGACCACCAGUCUUUAAAACAACAGCUGGGAGAUUUACAUGCGAUUAUCACAGGAACUUUAACAUCCACAUUUGAUACGAGUUUAAUGAAAGUAGAAAAAUCUUACUACAGUAAUGAUGCUGAAAUAUUCGGAUUGACGUGGUAUUUAGAAAUCGAUUACCACGAAGGUAGACUGGAUAUUAUUUUAUAUCUAAGGAAUCCAGCAGAAAUCAAUAAGGACUUUGACAUAGAAAGCAGUACAAUAAAACUGAUAAACAAAACAGAUCAGAACAAGUCUGUUGUGAAAACAGACAACAUCACUCCACAUGAAUUUAGAUAUAAAAAGAGUGGAAUGGUUUGUUUCUGGUAUGAUAUAAUUAAACCUAACAUCUUACUAAAAAAAGACAACCAUUUUGUGGACGAAGAGAACACGUGUAUACUACAGACAACCAUUAAAAUAAACCACCAUAUGAAGACACACGAAUAACUUUACCACGUGGACUAUGAUGACUUGAUCAGUGUAUAUUUAUGAUGUUGACCAGGACAAAAUAAUCUUUCUAGAAAAUAACUUGCGUAGAUAAUGGUAAACUAAUCAUUUCAGAAAUUGAUAUGAUCAUAUUUGAAAAUGAAUUUUUUUAGAAUGUAUUCAUAAUGCUAAUGAUUAAUGUGAUUGUUCUGGAAAAUGGAUUAUUGUAAUUGUUAAAUUGUAAUAUUCUGAUUCCUACUUGAGAGAACUCAAUCAAUUCAUAUGGAUGACACUUUUCCCAUAAAGACGUUGAAGAUGUUGUAUAUGUAACAAGUAAUAGUGAAAAUGAUUUUCAUACUGAAGGGGUUCCCUAUUCAUGAUCACUAGCUGAAUGUACAAUUUGGCUUAACACAAUUCACACAAACUAGAUCAUUUCGGGACUAACAUAUGGUUCAAUUUUUAUUUCAAUAAUUCGCUUGAGCGCAGGGAUCUUUAGCUAUAGGAGGAAAUAGGCGCACCUGGAAAAAACACACGAGGUUCGACAGGCGUAACCAUUCGGCCAUCCAACCCCCUUUAAAUAAGACUAUUUCCACUUAACAAAAUGGUUAAUGUUAGGACAUAUUUGGGUAAACGUAGUUCCCUUGUCUUUAAGGGGUCAAUUUAGGGUUAUGGUUUUGAACGAUCCACAAAUUAUUAAAUUAAAUACGGCGUACAGUUUGGGGCUGGACUGAACGAGACUAUAACAAUGACAAAGCAUGUC
Molecule: messenger RNA, 2011 nt
Organism: Patella vulgata (common limpet)
Lineage: Eukaryota; Metazoa; Mollusca; Gastropoda; Patellidae
Product: tripartite motif-containing protein 2
Exons: 1
Coding region: 10-1272 (420 amino acids)
Biological process (GO): positive regulation of DNA-templated transcription
Cellular component (GO): nucleoplasm; chromatin
Molecular function (GO): protein binding; ubiquitin-protein transferase activity; zinc ion binding
Source: RefSeq, a predicted model, not a curated record